Messenger RNA from Melozone crissalis (California towhee), 4000 nucleotides. It is a transcript of the gene LEMD2, whose product is annotated as LEM domain nuclear envelope protein 2. Gene Ontology annotation, cellular component: nuclear inner membrane. NCBI's taxonomy places the organism in Eukaryota, Metazoa, Chordata, Aves, Passeriformes, Passerellidae. The record is from RefSeq and is a predicted model, not a curated record. Gene Ontology annotation, biological process: nuclear envelope organization; negative regulation of BMP signaling pathway. Bases 1 to 2259 code for a protein of 752 amino acids. Gene Ontology annotation, molecular function: chromatin DNA binding. The transcript has 9 exons.
AUGGCGGAGCUGACGGACGCGGAGCUCCGCAAGGAGUUGCUGGCGCUCGGCUAUCGCCCGGGUCCCAUCACCGCCACCACCCGCAAGGUCUACAUCAAGAAGCUGGGCUGCCUGCGGGCCGAGGUGGCGGCGGCCCGGCGCAGCGGCCGCACCGCGCCGCCCAGCCCGGGCCGCUCCUCCGCAGGGCCGCCGCAGGCCUCGCCCUCGCGGCAGCGCUCCGGCUUCACCGGCGCGGCCGCGCGUGAGAGUGAGGAGGAGGACGAGGAGGAGGAAGAGGAGGAGGAAGUGGGGCGGCCGCCAGCGUCCCGCUGGGGGACGUCCGGGGAGAGCGGCGGGCAAUCCUGGGGGGACCCACGGGGGUCCCCGCCGGGCCGGGCCGGAGGCAUCAGGGUUGAGGGCGGCUCCUCCCGGGACAGCCUGGGGAGGUUGAGCCCUUCGGAUCAAUGGGGGACGACUGUGGAGAGAGGUGGCGGUGGGCUGGGGGCAUCCCUGGCCGGGCACGGGGGGUUCAGCUCCCCCUCGCAGUGGGACACGUCCAUAGAGAGGAGCGGGGGCCUGGGGGCGGACAGGGCCGGGGCGCUGAGCUCUGCGUCCCACUGGGACACAUCCAGAGAUGUCGCAGAGCACGGCCGGGGGCUCAGCCAGGGGCUGGGGACCACCCUGGAUGGGUUUCGGGGCUCCUCACUGCAGUGGGGCGCCUCAGAGAGGAGUGGGGGGCUCAGCAGUGGCCUGAGACCCACCCUGGACAGGAUCCGGGGCUCAAACUCCACGUCCCAGUGGAGCCCCACUGCAGAGAGGAGCGGGGGGCUCGGCAGCCGGGCGGGCUCGGGCUUGGAUGGGCUUGGGGGGCUGAGCUCCACACCCUACUGGGGCUCCUCGGCGGGCUCCAAACCCCUUCCCAGCGAGGAGAAAUCCAGGGGCCACUGGGGCACAUCGGGAGGGGGAAUUGGCUCCUCGGCAGGCUCCAAACCCCUUCCCAGUGAGGAGAAAUCCAGGAGCCAUUGGGGGACAUCGGGAGGGGGAAUUGGGGCGCAGAGCUCCCGGGGUGCCUGGGACACUGCGGGCGAGAGGAGGGGGCUCUCCUCCAACAGCUGGUGGAGACGGGAGAGCGAGGUGACCCCCAGCACGCAGUGGGGCUCCUCGGCGGCCCCAGGCAGGUUCAGCAGCCUGUUCAGGAGGGGGAAGGAGGACCUGGCUGCCAGCGUUGGGAAGGAGGCAGAGCGGGAUGCGGGCAGCAGGGCUGGGGGGCUGAUCCGGCGCUUCCCGUGGCGGGCAGCCGGCGAUGAGGGGCACGGAGUGACCCCACGGACGGCCCUGCUGCGCUCAGCGCCCCGGCCCCAGCCCGAGGGAAAGGGGAAAGGCUUGGAGUAUUACCUGUCCCAGUUCCUCUGCUUCGCCAGCUUGGUGCUGCUGCUGAUUUUUCUGGGCAUCCUCGUGGUGAAGAUGGCUGGGUCAGGCUGGCUGGACGGGAGAGAGGAGAGGUUUAAUCUCUUGCCUGUGGAUUGUGACAAAAGAACGGAUGAUUUCUGCCAGGCCAAGCAGAAGGACGUGGUGAUGGCCAUGCUGCACGAGCUCUACAAUUACCUGUCCGUGCAGGCAGGUAAUUUUGAAUGUGGAAACCCUGAGAACCUAAAAAGCAAAUGCAUUUGGGUUAGUGAGGUGAAGGAUCACGUGCUGAAUGUAACUGGCAGCUCCUCACAGAAGUUUGAAGCUGCCCUGCACUGGAUCCUGAACAGCAACAAGGAUUUGGGAAUUUGGUUGAAAGGCAGGGAUCUGUCAGAGCCUGUUUCCAGCGUGGAGGAAGUGUUCUGCCUGGAAUCUGCCCACCCCCAGAUGGGGCUGGGCUGCCGCUUCCGCCGGGCCGUGGUCACGGCCAUCAUGAACCUGUUCCUGUUCUUCUGGUGUCUGAUAACCCUUUGGGGCAUCCUGCUCUACCUCCGCUAUCGCUGGCGCAAGAUGGAGGAGGAGGAACAAGCCAUGUAUGAGAUGGUGAAGAAGAUCAUAGCUGUUGUCCAGGACCACUACAAGGAGUGGGAGCGGAAUUUGGAGCGUUACCCCUACGUCGGCAUCUUCCACGUGCGGGACAGCCUGAUCCCUCCUCAGAGCAGAAAGAAGAUGAAGCGGGUGUGGGAGAGAGCCGUGGAUUUCCUGGCCUCCAACGAGUCCCGGAUCCAGACAGAGUCACACAGGGUGGCAGGGGAGGACAUGCUGGUGUGGAGAUGGACUCAGCCCUCGUACCUGUCGGAUUCUGAGCACUGAGGGCAGCAGGAGGAGCAGCAGCAGGGUGGGACAUGGACCCUGUGCAGGCCUCAGGGCCCUCACUGGUGGUGGGAGGAGCAAGGCCUGGCCCAGGCUCUGCUUGCUCUCACUGCUGGAACUCUCCAAACAAACACGUUCAGGGCAAUACUGGCUUGGAAAGAAGAUGGGCUUGAGCUGGUGGGAAGCUGGGAUUGCACCAAAGUGAGCCUUCCACAGAGACCUGGCUCCCGUGGCAAGCAAACAACAACCUACAAAGAAUAACUGCACACCCCUCUCGAGGGCUGGGGGUGCAAAAUUUGACCUCAAUUCUGCAAAGGCCAAACUGGUGGCAGAGUCCAUCAGGGAAUGUGCUGAAAGAGAACAUUUCCCAUGGAAACAUUAGGGUGGCAGUUGCAGGCACGUCUUUGUUUGCAUUUGUUUUUAUCAGUGCAGAGACAAUGAGGAAGCACUUGCUGCUUCCCAGCAAGGAAAAUGUUUUGUGUUGGCUUCAUCCAUCCAAAAUUGGGAGAGGGGGAAUUGGGUGAAAUGGGCCUGGAGAGAGGGGGAGCCUGACGUGCCUUGGUGGUUUGGGCUGGGCUGGGGGGGGUGGAGGAGAGUUUGUGACCCUGUUACACUUUUAAGUCUGCAGUCUGUGUGCUUUUUUAUUUUUUGGGGGUGUGGGGUGGGAAUUUGGGUGGAAAAUAAAGGAUAUAGGAAGCUUCUAAAGGCGCUUUCCUGUGGUUGCAGCUCAGGAGUGCUCCGUGGCUGUUCAGAGCAGCUUUGGGAGGCUCUGAGGUUUGAGCUGGGCAGCUGCAGUGUCUGUGUUUGUGUCAGAGCAGGGAGGUGCCAGCUCUGGGAUUGUCGCUGUUCCUGCAGCCCCCUGUGGGUCCCAGGAGCAGCCUGGCUCUGUCCCAGCCCUGCUGCAUCGUAUCUGUGUCUGUAAUCACUUGGUUACUUCAGCUUCUCUUUCUGUCCACUGAAGGAACGUUUGUUUCCCAGGCAGUGGCACCAGAGUGUGGCAGUUCAGGCUCAGCAGAGGAGCUGCUGCUCUGCUCUGCUCUUCCAGGGCUCUGCAGCAGCUCCUGAGGCUGCAGGACCCAAAUCUUUGCUGGCCUCGGGCAGGAGGAGGUGCAGAGUGAAGCCAGCAGGGAUUUGAACCCUGUGGCCCCUGGGUGUUGCUCUCUUGAGGACAUCCUGGGGCUGGAUGCUCAGAUUGCUCCUGUCCCGGGCUCUGGGCUGGCUGAGGGCACAGCCCUGGGCAGGUGAUGCCACUCCAGGUGUGUUCCUUGUGCCUGCUCAGCUGGCAGAGCCUGCACCUCUCCCCACGUGGAUGGAGUUGAGCUCUCCAGGAGCAAAACCAGGAGAUCUUUCCCAUUAAAUGGGGAAUAUCCUGCAUGGAGGGGGCUCUUACCCCAGAUUUUUGGCUGUGGGUGUUUGGGCAGGAGACUCAACAGCUCUCCUAGGCAAGGACCAGCCCCUUGCACUGCAAUAAAUUGGGAAUAAAGGCAACCUUGAUUGUUCCCACAUGCAUAAAGAUCACUGCUGCCAGAGAAAUUCUCUCAAACACCGGUGCCUCUGUUCUUAAACCUUUUUAAACUCUUGGUGGGAUUUGGGGGAGCUUUUUUAACCGUCCAGAAGUGCAGAGUCAGGCAUUGCUGUCAUCCUUUUUGUAUUAAACCUGGUUUUGUAGAACAAACUUCAAUGGCUUGGUGCUGUUUCUAUGUUCCAUUUAGCUCUGUAAAAAAUCAAUAUCAAAAAUAAA